Bombus impatiens (common eastern bumble bee) is the source of this 1671-nucleotide messenger RNA. RefSeq lists its product as uncharacterized. NCBI's taxonomy places the organism in Eukaryota, Metazoa, Arthropoda, Insecta, Hymenoptera, Apidae. The transcript is spliced from 2 exons. The record is from RefSeq and is a predicted model, not a curated record. Bases 531 to 890 code for a protein of 119 amino acids.
GUUGCCUUUUUAAAAAUUCUGUUUUAAAAGGAUCAAUAUUGCAUAAUACGUUUAAUAUAAUCAAGUUACCUUCUACGUGGAAUCAUACAGAACUUUGAAAAUGCGAAUGCGUAAAGCCAUUAAAAAGAGGAUUGAAACUUGUUUAAAAUGAAAGGCGCAGAUACCAUAUUUCCAGCAAAUUAAAUCACAGGCAACUUUCAAUACGAGAUAUGAACAAAGAAUAUCGUUUUAUAGAUAACGAUUCUUAUAUCUCUAUCAUAACAAUAUUGAAACCUCUGAAUUUCCCACGAGAAGAAUUUAUUCAUUUUUUUCUUUUUUUUUUUUCACGUAGGAGACCAAAAAUCUCCAACUCGCAGUUUAACUGAACCUUAUGCAGUAAUUUCUGUGAGAAGAGAUAUACCAAAAAUGUUCAUAAGGAAUUGAAACAUCCCGGGGCACAUUAUUUGAAGAAGCUGUCGCCAUUGUAACUAAAGUAGAAGGAGAGACGAGAAACAGUUCACCAGUUUCGUAUGUGACAAGGAAUCUAGGGAAUGCAAGGACAUGCUGACCGUACCGGAAGCCCCCUUAGGGAACUCCCUUGCAAGAUGCAGGGAGUCCAAGUUUGCCAACGUUACUUGCUACUUCCGGUAAGGAAGAACGCGCCUGGACUAUGGAACUGCGGGCUUGAAGGCAAACCGUCGGGCGGGGCUACAUUGAGAAACGUAUUUGUAAACAUACAUCCUACCCAUGAGGCUCGAGCAGCUCGUGUCGCAGUAAAUCCCGGUACAUUAAUAUUAAUGCGUCUUCGGCAUGUACAACACACUCGUGCCUUCUACUCAGCUGGUUCUCCACAUCACAGAAAGCAUGAGAGUUCAACAGAGUUUACAGCACCAACCGUGUACGGAACCUGAACCUCCUCACAAUAUCUGCGUUCCGUCUGUCUCGCUUUCAUCUCGCAGUCUUGGGUGUUCCUUGCGUCUCUCACUCCGAGAAAAUCAGCUUAGUUUUUUAUUCGCGUUUGUCACGCUGAUUCUUCGCGAGCUCGUUCAAAAGUGUUUUGGAAUUUUUGUGUCUUUGAAGCGAGUAAUAGAAGAAAGGGGGAAAUGAUAUGCACGUGUAAUUAGUUCUUUAGAUUCGUGGUAGUUUUGAAGUCUUUGAUGAAUCUUUUAAUCCCUUUUGUUUGUAACAUAGAUGAAACGUGCUCUAUUUCGCUAUAUUUUAUUUCUGUACUUUGGAUCCACUUCAACCUGUUGAAAUUACACAUUUGAAAAAAAUUUCAAAGGAAUAUUUGCAGCAUUCAUGUUUUAUGAAUAUACUUCAUCUUUCAGCAGUUUUAAAGACUAUCAAAAUCAUGCUUCGGAGAGCCAAGCUUAGCUUUUUAAAAAUUUAACUGGUUAGAAAUAUGUCUGAAAAUAUACGAUCAACGCAGAAAUGUGUAAUAGAAAUACAUACGAAAAGAAACGAUCAACAUUGGUCAUUAAUGACAAAUGUUCCCUUUCUGUCUUUAUGUUGGCACAUUACAAGAGAGUUUGAUGAAGAGGCCGGGGCCUUUGUUGAAUCAAGGAAGAAUGAAAGGUGACGUGCGAUAAUAGAAUCCUGUGGAAUAGUAAAAAUACCGCAUUUGCGUCAGUUAAGAAAGUAGAACAAUUAUACAGGUUGGAUGACCGAGUGAAAAGAAAUUGUAGUAACAGA